Molecule: messenger RNA, 1122 nt
Organism: Rosa chinensis
Lineage: Eukaryota; Viridiplantae; Streptophyta; Magnoliopsida; Rosales; Rosaceae
Product: outer envelope pore protein 37, chloroplastic
Exons: 2
Biological process (GO): monoatomic cation transport
Cellular component (GO): chloroplast outer membrane
Molecular function (GO): monoatomic ion channel activity
Source: RefSeq, a predicted model, not a curated record
UUUGGAAUUGUGUAUUUGUUGAUUUUUGUUCUUAGAUUUAGGGCAUCAUCAUCUUCUUCUAACACCCGAACUCCUGUUCAGCACUUCUGCUGGUCAGCUCCGACUCCGAUUCCGAAUCCCAUACUGAGCUGCUUCUCCUCCAAAAUUAAAAGGCCUUCGGUUCGAGUGACUUCGGAGUUCGACAACGACUCGUCGGUCUUCUUCCACAAGGUGUCUUGCAAGCUGUUCGAUAGCGUGGCUAAGCUGAAGGUGUUGUUCAACAACAACCACAAGGGUGCGGUGUCUCCGCCUCAGGUGUCAUUUAUCUCUCAGUACCUCUCCAUUCACUACAACUUCGAAGAUCAGUCUACCCUCCCCAACAGCUCCGUCGAUGUUGGUCCCAGAUUGCAAUUCCGUGCUUCCCAUGAUCUCAAGGCACAACAAGGAGAGGCAACUAUGGUUGCGAAGCUUGCUGACCCUGGAUAUGCAUUUCAACUCUCUUCUUCUUUCCAUUCUGCUGGUUUGGUGAGUCAAAUAUAGCAUUUUUGGACACACUAGCUUUCAACUGUCAUCUGCGACCUGCCAUUCCAUUUAGACAUGCUUUCUUUGUUUGUUUAAAUUCUUAGCAAGUUACUCGAACUAGAUGCAGUAAAGACUCUGAGGCUAAGAUUGGUUGAGGAUGUAUCUCUUGGAGGUCUACUGCUCUGAGGUUCAGUAUUAUUGCACAGUUGUUUUUGUUUUUGCACAUUUGAUCUCUCUGAAACAUGCCUCAUCAUUUAUGAUCUGUCUUGCUGAGUUUUGAUAAGUCAAGAUUCAUCAUUUGAAUUUCCGUUGGUCAAUUUGUUCUUUGAUGUGAUUGCACUGUAUUACAGGUUGUUCCAGUAUGCAUAUGUAUAUGUAUAUAUAGUGACAAAUAGAAAAGUAGCCACCUUUAAGUAGUUCACUAUCUUUCUGUUGCAGCUACCAAAAUGAUCAUAGUAAGUUUUAUUCCCUUAAGUAUUUUUCUGGUGCUUGAAGCCAAAAGCUACCCUUAAAUUCCCCCUUGGUGAAGUUACUUUGGAGGAAAAAGAAGAGGAGGAGACGAACAAAAUGUUGUCUAUAAAUGGCAUUGUUAAAGGCCAACUUUUGAACGGGCUCUGCACU